Molecule: messenger RNA, 616 nt
Organism: Phycomyces blakesleeanus NRRL 1555(-)
Lineage: Eukaryota; Fungi; Mucoromycota; Mucoromycetes; Mucorales; Phycomycetaceae
Exons: 2
Coding region: 53-502 (149 amino acids)
Biological process (GO): regulation of actin filament polymerization
Cellular component (GO): plasma membrane; cortical actin cytoskeleton; actin filament
Molecular function (GO): actin filament binding
Source: RefSeq, a predicted model, not a curated record
UCUCUACACCUCUUCUUUUUGUCCUGUGUAUUAUAACCUUCAUCUGCUCAUCAUGGCCCUGAACAUCUCUGAUCCCGAACUUAACCAAGUGUAUGAGGAUGUUCGGGAUGACAAGACAGAAACAAACUGGUCCUUCUUUACCUUUGCAGAUGGAAAGCCUGACCGUCUCAUUGUUGCUGGUUUUGGUUCAGGUGGACUCGAGGAAUUCACAAAGGAAUUGAAGCCUGAAAUUGCUGGCUGGGGUUACUUGAGAAUCAACUUGAGUAAUGAUGAGUAUUCUCAACGUAUCAAGUUUGUACUAGUACCCUGGUGUGGUGAGUCAGUGAGUGUAAUGCGCAAGGCCAAGCUUGGAAUUCAAAUGUCGGAUGUAAAGAACAUCAUCCGUAAUUUCCACAUUGAAGUUCCUGCAUCGCAUGUUCAUGAUCUCGAUGAAAAGGAAGUUUUGACAAGACUUAGACGUGCAGGAGGUGCCAACUAUGACAGACAGUCGAGUAACUAUUAAAACAAAACAAAACAACCAAUACCAACCCCAAAUCAUACAUACGCACACACACGAUCUUAGAAUCAAUAGAUUUUCAUUCUCUUCUUAAUUGAAGAUUCUUUCUGUACUAUUAGU